Hyaena hyaena (striped hyena) is the source of this 6566-nucleotide messenger RNA. RefSeq names its product transmembrane protein 33 (gene TMEM33). The transcript has 8 exons. Gene Ontology annotation, cellular component: membrane; endoplasmic reticulum. Lineage: Eukaryota; Metazoa; Chordata; Mammalia; Carnivora; Hyaenidae. The record is from RefSeq and is a predicted model, not a curated record. Bases 253 to 996 code for a protein of 247 amino acids. Gene Ontology annotation, biological process: endoplasmic reticulum tubular network organization; membrane organization.
UCCCCACGGAAGUAAAAGGAGCACUUCCAGGUUCGGCAAGAACCUGGAGCAGGGGGCGUUAGGUCUGAGCUGUUGGGUCUUACUCCGAAGCUCCGCCUUCUCUCCGCUUUUUCUAGAAACCCGGCUUUGCUUUUGGCAGUGUCGUACAGGUAGUUCCCGGCCACUGUGGGUGCUCCCAACGCAAUUCGCUGCACAGGAGCGGCCGAAACUUUUCUUCUGUUGAGCGUCCGAGACGCGUGCGUGGAUCUCCCCAUGGCAGAAACGGCCCCGAACGGCCCCCAAGGGGCGGGCGCAGUGCAAUUCAUGAUGACCAAUAAACUGGACACGGCCAUGUGGCUUUCUCGAUUGUUCACAGUUUACUGCUCUGCUUUGUUUGUUCUGCCUCUUCUUGGGUUGCACGAAGCUGCAAGCUUUUACCAGCGUGCUCUGCUGGCCAAUGCUCUCACCAGUGCUCUGAGGCUGCACCAGAGGCUGCCGCAUUUCCAGUUAAGCAGAGCAUUCCUGUCCCAGGCUUUAUUGGAAGACAGCUGCCACUACCUGUUGUACUCCCUCAUCUUUGUCAAUUCCUACCCUGUUACGAUGAGUAUUUUUCCUGUGUUGUUAUUCUCUUUGCUUCAUGCCGCCACAUAUACGAAAAAGGUUCUUGAUGCCAAGGGUUCAAAUAGUUUACCUUUGCUGAGAUCUGUCUUGGAUAAACUAAGUGCUAAUCAACAGAAUAUUCUGAAAUUCAUUGCUUGUAAUGAAAUAUUCUUGAUGCCUGCUACAGUUUUUAUGCUUUUUAGUGGUCAAGGGAGUUUGCUCCAGCCUUUUAUCUACUAUAGAUUUCUUACUCUUCGGUAUUCGUCUCGAAGAAAUCCAUAUUGUCGGACCUUGUUUAAUGAGCUGAGGAUUGUUGUUGAGCAUGUAAUAAUGAAACCUGCUUGCCCACUGUUUGUGAGAAGACUUUGUCUCCAGAGUAUUGCUUUUAUAAGCAGACUGGCACCAACAGUUGCGUAGUUUAACGUCCAGCUAAGUUAUAUAUAAUAUUCAUAAGCAUUAUUAGCAGUUGGUACUUACGCUAGGGGGUUGUUAAUUCCAGGUAAAACUGACCUCAAUCCAAUUUACAUAAUUUACAUAAAUGCAUCUCAAUGGAAAAGUAAUCAUUUUUCUGGCAUGUUAAAUCAAGCCUUUUAAAACGUUCCCGAGAAAAUAUUACUGUGCUGUGUUGUUAAUGAUUAAGGAAGUUUUUAUCAUGUGAUAAAUGUCUCAAAAAUUUUUUUAAAUGCUGCUGUGCCUUUAUCAUGAAGUACAUUUAUUUUUCUUGUAAAAGUAGGUUUAAAAUUUCUUUCAACCUCAUGGGUACCCUGAAUUUAUAUCUGGCAUGAUUUCAUCAUGGUAAUAUUAACCGUUCAUAUUAUUAGUAUUCAUUAAUAAUAAUGAAUUCAUUAUAUUUUGAGACAGUAUUCUUUGUCAUUCAGUAAUUUUAGUUGAUGAUUUUAAAAGAAGCGUUUACCACUGUAUUUAAUUUCAAAUUGUUAUUCAUUGAUUUUCUGCUGCUUUGUUAGGAUUUAUUUGGAUGUACCAUUAUAAGAGGAAUCCUGCAUGCAUCUUACACUGUGACCUUCCAGAAUUUUAUUUCCAUAAUUACUUAAUGUGGCUUUGAAUAUUUUUUUUAAAAGGCUGAACUGUUAAGCUUAUUAGCCAAUUGGGUAAAUAUCUGGAGUCACGACUCUUUUACAUUGGAAAGCAGCAGUAGUUCCACAGCUUUCCUUGCAGAGACCCAUUAAGUAACCUUUCUCAAAUAGGAAACCCUGAUACAAAUGUGGACACAUAGAUUAUUAGUAUCAGUAUAGUUUAUAGAAUUACCUAGAUGAGACUCUUGACUGCCAAUUCUCUUGGUUUCUUAGGCUUGAACUUUCCUAGACAGUUGCAGCAGUUCAGAUGUCUCUUGAAAGGAAUGUCACUGGAGAUUGAGCAUAUGCCUGUAUUCCGUGUCUAUUCUGAAAUCAUAAUGAAGAUUAUCCUGUAGAUUACAUGCUUACCCAUCAAAUCUGAUUUAAAAGGUUAAAUGGAGGGGUUUAUAGGUAAGAUCAUUGAUUGGGGAGGGGGCCGGAGAGGACUUGUGGGGGAAUAGUGUGCAUUUUAAUUUCAUAAUGCAUAGGUAAAAUUGGGAGUAUAAUAUGUUAAAUUCUGUUUGUUGAGAUGCCAUCAACUUCUUUAUAAAAUUCAUUCUGAUCUUUAUUACUGUUGCAUGAUGGAGAAUGUUUAAAACACUGCAGAAAUUUUAGUACAUAGUAACGUAGUGGUUUUUGUAACCAGUUUUCUUCUGUCUGCAUGUAAUUGGAAUUCUCAGAUACAUUCGUUAGUAACUUGUCAGUAACAGUUUUCUGUUUAUUCAACUUUCCCAUCUCUGGAAACGUGAGAUCUACUUGAUAGCUCAACUGUAACCACCCGUUUUUGUAUUUUUGUAGUAUUUAUCUACUAAGUUAGAAAAGCAGCCUUAUGAUCUAUAGUUGAUUGGGUGGGUGGGUGGGUGGGUGUGUGGCUAGCCUCAUUAUCAUUAUAUAUGUAAUCUGAUGGUUUUAAGAACUAAUUUUCUAGAGCAAUAAAGUGACUAUAAUGUUAAGUAAACAGUAUAUUGAUUUCUAAUGAUGUCUUUAAAAAUUAAGUCUUGAAUUAUAUCAAGAAAUUUUGGCAGCUGAAGGUAUAUUUAUUCUUAAGUUACUAGUUUUUUUCUAAAAAUUUUUUUUAAUCUGGAGAUAAUUUUAGAUUUAUAGAAGAGUUACAAAAAUAGUGCAGAGAGUUCUUGUCUACCUUUUACUCAGCUUCCCUUUAUACUAAAAUUCUACAUAACUAUACAAUAUUUAUCAAAACUAAGAAAUUAGCCUUGGGACAAUACUAUUAAAAAUAGAAGUUAUCAGAUUUCACCAUUUUUUCCAUUUAUUAAUUUUCUUCUUGUGAGCUGUUUUUACUGAGAUUGAUUGUCUUUCACUUUCAAUGACCAAAAAGUAUGCCUUGGAGUUUUUCCUCUUUAAUUAGGAAAUUACUGUGAAAAAGAUUUCCCUAUAAGAAAUGACUUCAGAUUGGUUUUAACAAAAAGAAUUUUAACAGUAAAACACAAUUUAGAACAUUCUGCACUUUAAAAGUUGAGCCUUUGUAUCACAUAAUAGGAUUAUAUUUCUGAUAUGCUUAUAUGUGACUGGUCUUUAAAGGAAAGCUUGAUUUUUAAAUAAAAUACUCAACUCAUGAAAACGAAAAUUUUACCAUCUGAGCAUUACUAGAUGUUUAGUUUGCAUGAGCUUGUAGCUAGGGAUUCUGCAGUAUAAAUAUGUAGAACCAGCUGAUUUGGCAUCUGAAACUACAGCGUAAUCUGUACACCUAUCAAAUUAAAAUUAAGGAAAUACAGUAGCAGUAUAUGGAAUGAAUGAAGUAGGAGAAACCAUAGCAUAGGUGAAAAAGUUGUGUUAACAUCCAGAAUAUCUAAUUCUUUAGGAAGUGUUGUAGUGUUCUUUUCCUUCUAGCACUUUUUGAAUGAAACCCUCUUGGACAGGUAGAAGCCUAACACAAAACCUGCUUUUGUUAUAACAGGAAUUUUGUAUUCCUUUUGUGUGUUUGAUUCCUCAUGAAUUUAAACACUAUUUAGUAUCAGUCCAUAGAAAACUUUCUUAAAUCAAAAUUUAUAUUUAAAUUUUCUUUUGCAAUAAAAUUCACCCAAGUAGAUACUCCUGCAAGUAAGUAAUUAAAUUUAGAUAUUUAGAAACUUACCUUACAGAGCAAAUCAAAGCAUGCUGAUAUUAUACCAGAAGUUAUGAGAGACUUAGGAGGUCUGUUUUAUAACUGAAUGGUAAAGCUAUCUCUUUUCUAAAAAAUCACAAUGAAAAUUCUGAGUAGGUUUGUAUAUUUAGGGUAUGAAUAUUAAUCAAUUUGGAAAGGAAAAUGAGUGUAUAUGUAAUAAGUGGAACCGGGAGACUAUUUUUUUUUUUUUUAAGUUUGAGAUCAGAGUGAAUGAAAUUAGUUUUGAGGGAUUGUGCUAAAGAUUCUCAUUUAACCCUAAGGAAUUUAUUUUGAUUAAUAUAGUGAUUCUGAAACUCUUGCCCCACUCAUGCCCACCCAGAUCCUCCUAGGAUCUGCUAGCCUCAAAGCUACCACCCAAAUUUAGACCACUUUUGAUUCUUAAUCUGUAAUGAAACCUCAAAGGAGAAAAGUAACCACCAGUAGUUAGUUAUGUGUAUGAUCAGUAGGUGGCACUCUUUCCUCAAGUAGGCACCCCCUCCCCCCAAUUGUUUCACAGGCCCUGCUGGCAGGUUAAAUGCCACCCAAAGUGCUGAGUCAGCCAUUAAACUAAGGACCUGAACUCCAUGACCCUUUUUAAUAUGUAAGUACUCAGAACUCAACACAUAUUUUCCAUAUAUGAGUACAUUUAAAAAAUAUUGAGAUGUUGAAAAGAUGGAAGCAGUACCCUGUUAAUGCUUACUUUCUGGCUAAAUGGUAAUAUAGGCCACAAUUGGGAACAACAUUCUCCUGAUCAUGGGUUCUGUCCUGUUCUGUUUUGUUUUCUUUACACAUAGUGCCUAAAUCACCUAAAUACAUCAAUUAUAAAAUUGUUCUUUUUGUUCUUUCAGCUUCAUUUUCAGGUGUAUAGAAAAAUGGUACUUAAAAUUUUUUUGUGGUCAUUUUGUAGGUGUACAAGGGAUAGCCAGUUCAGCUAUUUAAGAUUAGAGGUUUCAUAGUAAUAAAAAAGCAUAUUGAAAAUUUUGGUUAUUGUAUCAACAGUGGUACCUAGAUUUUUAAAUUGUUUGAGUUGCAGAGACAACUAGUUUCUCUUUAAACCUCAUUGGAAUUUCUCUAGGACUAGAAUUCUGCAGAGGCUAAAUGACACUGUAGUUAGUAGAUCGUUUACCAAAGGCAUGUGUUUAUAGAUCCAGGAAUCAUUUCUAGGAUUUGUUUUUUUUGUUGUUGUUUUUUAACGAGCAGUCCUCUUCUAAGAUUCAGAGAGGAAAGUUGUUACUGGAUCUGAUAUUAAAGACAGGAAAGAAGCUGCUAAAAAUUUGGAAGGAUUCUUGGUAGCAGUUAUUCUAGGACAUGUGUAUCUUCUAAGGUGGUCUUCAGGUGGGUUCUUAGAGUGAACCCCCGUUUUUCCCAUGUGAGGGAUUUGGUCUGGGGAACGCUUCUCUUGUGCAGUGCAAAUAGGAAAACAGACUGCACGGAGUUUGAGUUGAUUUGACAGGAGAUAAAGUACAGUAUUUUUUAAGUCUAAAGCAGAUUGUUUCUUAGAAAAGUGAUAAAAAAAAUUGAAAGAUACUUUUGCUGGAAUCUAAAAAUUAAGUCAUGUUAGAGAAGAAGAAAAGGCUCAAGAGUCGGUGCACAUUUCCCUUCAUAGCCUUCUUAAAGCUCACUUUUUGAUAGGCUCAGUCCUUUUAAACUAACUUUCUGUUUUUCUUGGUUUAUGACAGUUGAAUUCCAAAUUUUGUUUUGUACCUUUAAAAUAGAACAAACGCUUUUGACAUGAAUUUUUGCUUACAUAUAUAUUUGUAAGUUGAGACCAAAUGGGCAAAGUGUUGGGAAGGUAACCCUUGUGAUGUGUUUAUAUUGCAACAAAUAUAAAAAGGGUCACAAAGAUUAGAAAGAGUCGUAAAGAGCUGCUUGAUUUAUAAAUGCAUUAGUUCUGGUGCUCCAUAUAAUGGGAUAUAUUAAACUAAAAAAUUUGUAUAUAUAGUAUGUCAGCAUUUCUUAGUAACUUCUCUUGAAUCCAUUUUUAAUAUCUGAUAUUGUACAGGUUGGGGAGUUCUACUCUUCAGGCCAAUACUAUCCAGACUGUAUAAAUUUAUAAAAUAAAUUGAAAAAUUCAUCAUUCUCCUAUAUUCGAGACCAGCGCACAUAAAUGCUAAUGUAGGGCUCAGAGGGGAAAUAUAUUUCUCCUGAAUAUUUGAGAAAAUGUGAAGUCCUUUCAAGAAAAUCUAAUAAACAUAAUAAUCAUAGCCUGCUGACACUAAGGAAAAAGGACCUCAUUCGCUCUUUCUUUUAUGCAGCGAUUUACUGGUCCCCACUGAUUUCCAAAUUGGAUCACUGUAGUAAAUUAUCUAUGCGGGUACCUGUGAAAGUAAGCCCUGGGAUCCAUAUUUGUUUUGUGUUCUGCUUAAAUCAGCAAGAAUGAUAAAUUUGAUGGUGUGAAAUUGAAAGUGUCAAGGGCUUUCUUUGGUGAUUGAGCAAAAUGAUGUCUCCACUUUAAUUUAUUGUGACCCCUUUUCACUCUAUGUGCUUUGUAUAUCUAAUAUUUAUUUCAAUACAAAUUAAAUUCUUGUUCCUUCAUCUGUAUUGUUAUAUAUCUAAGAUUUUAUUGAUGUAAAAAUCAAAUUGUGUAAUAAAAAUCUCUCUGGAUUUAAGCAGAUUUGAAAAUGUUAUGUUGCAAGAAAACAUUUAUAGUUAGAAUUCCGCUCUCCAUUGUGCUUCGUUGCCUUAUUGUUAAAACAAGGUGAACUUGAGCACUUCUUUUUGAAUUCAGGCACUUUCCUCGGCCCCAUCACAACUAAUAGAAAUGCUGUAAUUUUGUGGUUUAAGGUAAAACUGGAAAAGAAAAGAAAAGAAAA